CUCCUCACAUUUAACCAACCACAUGGACCACAAAUUUUCACCUUUCAUUCUCAUCCUACGUACCCUCAUCUUCGUCAAUUCAUCAUCAAUGCCACUGACUGGAGCUGUUUGAGCUCCAACAAUGUCUUUUACACCUGUUUUCCCAUUUAAGUCUUUGUUAAACCUUCCUUCAAUCAAUCUCAGACGCUGUUCUACUACACAACCUGUUACUCUUACACUCUUUAGCUCCUUACCUUUCUCUCACAAGUUGCUUGCAAAUUCAAAUAUUCCUCACCUUUUCAGAAACAGAAUUAGGUGCAUUAAACAAGAGGGCGAGGAAAAUCACGAGGCUUUAAAAUCUGAUAUACCAGAUAAACAAGAUGGAUUCAAUAAGGAGGUGCAUACAAAUGGUAAAGGGGGACAUAACAAGACGGAGAUCCCGUUCCUGGCUAUGAUUGCAAUUGCAUUGGGCAUAGCUGCAGUAGCUACAUAUGCAUCCAUUCACCAGCAGCCGAUUCUAGGAUCACCGUCCGGUUUGCAGAUUCUGUCGCAAGGCUCUUCCUCUUCAGCAGUUGCUCCAGUUGCUGCUGGUUUCACUUUCAAAGUGUUUGGAUUCAGUGUUGUAAUUCCGCAAUAUGCACCGGGAUGGAUCUACUUCUGGUUACUUAUGGCUGCAGGUUGUGGACUUUUCGUUAGUGAAGAAGCUUUAAAUAUUUGGGUUGGUACAUCAAUAGCAAGGCUUUUGUCUAUCGACGGAACAUGGCAGUCGUUUGCUGAGUCUUUCUCGAGGAACGCUCCGUACAUCAUAUCAACGGUUCUAUGGGUUUAUUGGGGAGUUUGCAUUAGUGACAUGAUACCCUUUUACUUUGGGAAACUUUUUAGACAGUCUGGUGCGUCUGCUGAUGUUACUUCAAGGUUAGGAAUUGGCAAAGAGAAAGCUAAGGAAAUCACGGAUGUUGUACAAAAGUAUGGGAAUCUUAUCGGUUUUGUUGAACGGUUCUCUCUUGGAGUGAGAAACCCCACAGCUUUCCUUGCAGGAGCCUUGGGUAUUUCUCCGGAGUUGUAUUUUGCAGGGGUCUGUUGUGGAGGUCUGUUCACACUUUCAAUUCAGCUUGGAAUAGGAUUCCUUUUGAGAGAACGCCCUAUAUUUGCUCUUGCUACUGUCGCAACCGUAGUGGGAAUUUGGACAGUUUUUCCAUAUGCUGUGGCUGCUUCAACUGCUGUAUUCUUUUAUGUCAGGAACAAGUACUUAUCUUAGUCCCUGAAUGCCGUGUAAGAGUAUUCACAAAUAAUGAUUCCGAAAUUGUAUAUGCAGAU
This is a messenger RNA of Vicia villosa (hairy vetch), 1296 nucleotides long. RefSeq lists its product as uncharacterized. The transcript is spliced from 10 exons. Bases 122 to 1237 code for a protein of 371 amino acids. NCBI's taxonomy places the organism in Eukaryota, Viridiplantae, Streptophyta, Magnoliopsida, Fabales, Fabaceae. The record is from RefSeq and is a predicted model, not a curated record.